This is a messenger RNA of Salvia hispanica, 996 nucleotides long. The record is from RefSeq and is a predicted model, not a curated record. NCBI's taxonomy places the organism in Eukaryota, Viridiplantae, Streptophyta, Magnoliopsida, Lamiales, Lamiaceae.
AUGGCAACUUCAAGUUCUAGAUGGCAAUUGUUAUAUGGACCUGAAGAUCCGUCAGUUUUAUAUCUUCAGAAACAACACAUAUCAAAUAAACUACUGACGGAAGGCACAUCACAUAUUUUCAAAGUUCGUCGGACGGAAACUAAGACAUGGGAUGUGGAUAUACAUGCCAAUGUGAGGUAUUGGCUUAACAUGUUUGGUUUUGGAGGCGUGAUCGAAUGUGGGAAGUCGAUGAAGGUCGACAACGAGCUUAUAACUGCUUUGGUUGAGCGUUGGAGGCCGGAGACACAUACUUUCCAUCUACCGGUUGGAGAGGCGACAGUCACCCUAGAAGAUGUGCAAGUCCUGUGGGGCUUGAGAGCGGACGGUCGUGUUUUCACAGGCCGUGACCAUCAUACCAGAUAUACCGAUUGGCCCAGCAAGUGCCGAGAUUUGUUGGGAUGGAUACCCGAUGCAGCAUCAGAGACAAAGCAAGGCGGUAUGCUGAUGAUCGCUCUGAUUAACCAAACGAGCAUACCUUUGGGUGAUGACCUACCUCCUUAUGUCUACAUCCAAAGGGUACGUAUCCAUGCUUUAAUCUUGUUAGGAGGACUGAUUCUAUCAGACACUACUGGGUGUAAGGUUCCUUUCAUGUGGCUGAAUGCAUUUGAGGAUCAAGACAAUGUGAUAAAUAUUAGUUGGGGAAGUGCAGCUUUAUCGUACUUGUAUCAUUAUCUGUGCGAGGCUUCCAUGGACAAGAGGAAAGAGUUAGGCGGACCCAUGAUUCUUCUGCAGCUUUGGGCGUGGGAAAGAAUGUCUACAUUGAGGCCGUCAUUCGUAGUAGCGCCUGUGUACGAGCCGUAUACGCCAUGUGGCGCCAGGUGGAAAGGAACUACUCAGAUAGGAAAUGCUCCUAGAUAUUCGGUGGAGCAUUACCGUGAUCAAAUAUCCUUGAUUAAACAUGGUCAGGUUUAUGGUGUCAUAUUUUUAGAUGAAUUCUUGCCAAAUUUUUUCAAAUGA